Messenger RNA from Cydia strobilella, 1452 nucleotides. It is a transcript of the gene ScsbetaG, whose product is annotated as succinate--CoA ligase [GDP-forming] subunit beta, mitochondrial. Gene Ontology annotation, biological process: tricarboxylic acid cycle; succinyl-CoA metabolic process. NCBI's taxonomy places the organism in Eukaryota, Metazoa, Arthropoda, Insecta, Lepidoptera, Tortricidae. Gene Ontology annotation, cellular component: succinate-CoA ligase complex; mitochondrion. The coding region runs from base 183 to 1448 and encodes 421 amino acids. Gene Ontology annotation, molecular function: ATP binding; succinate-CoA ligase (GDP-forming) activity. The record is from RefSeq and is a predicted model, not a curated record. The transcript is spliced from 4 exons.
CGGUUCUCGGCUCUUCAAAGUACCAAAGUAGAUAAGUUUCCCUCUGUCUACUCUUAUCUAUAACGUUGGCCGGAUACCCUAUUUAUUGUGAUAACAUCGAAGUGAGGUAACAAUUGGCGUUUUUGCAGUGACCUCAUAAUUUAACACCAAGGUUAGAAACAGGUGUACAAAGUUCGGUCGCUAUGGCUGCGAUAAAAAACACCAAGAAUAUUAAACUUUUCACUUUUCUGGCUUUGAAAUGUAAUCCCCAAGUGAGUACGAGAAGAUUUUUGAACCUGCAAGAGUACCACAGCAAAGAUUUAUUAAGAAAGCAUCAGGUAUCAGUUCAGGAUUUCCGUAUUAUUGAUACCAAACUAGAUCCUAAACCUCUCGGCGACUUCAAAGCUGAUGAGUACGUGGUGAAGGCUCAGAUCCUAGCCGGCGGGAGAGGGAAAGGUCAUUUCGAUAAUGGAUUUAAAGGGGGAGUUCAUUUGACCAAAAAUCCCAAAGACAUAAUGGGUUUAGCAAAAAAUAUGUUAGGUCAUAAAUUAAUAACCAAACAGACGCCAAAGGAAGGCAUAAAAGUCGAAAAAGUCAUGGUGGCCGAGAGUGUAAACAUCAAACGCGAGACAUACUUGAGUAUCAUAAUGGAUAGGAGUUUUAAUGGUGCUGCUUUGGUGGCAUCCCCAGCAGGUGGCAUGGAUAUAGAGGCUGUGGCUGAGAAAACGCCCCAUUUAGUUAAGACUGUUCCUAUUGACAUAUAUGAGGGCAUUACUGAUACUGUGGCUAAUGAGAUUGCAGGCUUCUUAGAGUUCAAAGGUGAUCUAAAGAAGAAAUGUGCUGAGGAGAUAAAAAAAAUGUGGCAAUUAUUCACAAAGGUGGAUGCAACCCAACUUGAAAUAAACCCUUUAGUGGAGACGGACGAUGGACGAGUGGUUGCUGUGGAUGCUAAGAUCAACUUUGAUGACAAUGCUCAAUUCAGGCAGCAAGAGAUAUUUGCUUUAAAUGAUGAUUCGGAAUCAGAUCCUAGAGAGAAAGAAGCAGCUGCUCUUAACCUGGUAUAUAUAGACAUGGAUGGUAGCAUUGGGUGCAUGGUGAACGGGGCUGGUCUAGCCAUGGCCACUAUGGACCUGAUUGCACUGAGUGGUGGCAAGCCUGCUAAUUUCUUGGACCUUGGAGGAGGUGUGGGUCAAGCACAGGUCUCGGCAGCAUUGAGGAUUUUGGAGUCAGACCCGAAAGUGAAAGUUGUAUUUGUCAAUGUUCUUGCUGGCAUUGUGAACUGUGCUACAGUUGCUAACGGACUUGUGGCAGCUUGCAAAGCAAACCCACCAAAGCAUCCCAUAGUCAUCAGGCUGCAAGGGACUAACUCAGCCGCGGCUAAGAAAAUCCUCGAGGAGUCCGGCUUGUCGCUUCACAUGAUAAAUGACGCGGACGAAGCUGCCCAAACCGCAGUGAGAUUAGCUAAGUAAAAGU